GGUCACGGCCGGGAGGGAGGGAGCCGCCGCAGCUGCCGCCUCCUCCUCUGCCACCGAGCCCGGCCCGGCCCCGGGACUCGUCCUCGCCUGGGACUAGCGAGCCAGGCUGGGCUGGCCGGGCCGGCGCCCGAGGAGGAGGAGGGCGAGAGGGGCGGCGAAGGGGGUCGCCGCGGGAAGAGCUGGGUUGCCCCCAGACGACGAGCCAGGGCCCCGCAGCGCCGAGAACAUGAGUGAAAAAUUGAAUGACUGCUUGGAGGAGAUGGUGACUAUCAAGACGGAACCCUGCUCUCCCUGCCAGGAAGAGGAAUAUGGACAACUUUGCUCUGGAAAGGUUGACUCCCAAUCUGUGGACGUGGAGCCGAAAAAGCUGAAAGGAAAGCAGGAUUUGAUCAUGUCUAAAAGUUUUCAGCAAGUGGAUUUCUGGUUCUGUGAGUCCUGUCAGGAGUAUUUUGUGGAUGAAUGUCCAAAUCACGGCCCACCCGUGUUUGUGUCAGAUGCUCCAGUACCCAUUGGCAUCCCCGACCGAGCUGCACUGACCAUCCCACCUGGCAUGGAAGUGGUGAAAGAGCCCAACGGGGAGCGGGAUGUGCGCUGUGUGAGUGAGGUUAUCCCCAAAGGUCGCAUCUUUGGACCGUAUGAAGGGAAGCUCUCCAGUCAGGACAAGUCAGCAGGAUUCUUCUCUUGGCUGAUUGUUGAUAAGAACAACCGCUACAAAUCCAUAGAUGGGACAGAUGAGACUACAUCAAACUGGAUGAGGUAUGUGGCCAUAUCCCGAGAGGAGAGAGAACAGAACCUGAUGGCGUUCCAGCACAGUGAGAGGAUUUACUUCCGGACCUGUCGGGACAUCCGGCCAGGAGAGAGGCUGAGGGUCUGGUACAGCGAGGAUUACAUGAAGCGAUUGCACAGCAUGUCUCAGGAGACCAUCAACAGAAACCUCACAAGAGGAGAUAAAAAAUUACUAAGGGAAAGGUCAGAAAGAACUAUGGAAAACCAAGAGGAUAUGAGCUAUCCACUCGAGCUCACCACGUCAAAGCAAGGGAAGAACCCCUACAAGCGCAGCUUUGAAGAAGGUGUAUCUCAACCACAAACAAAGAAAAAGAAAAUAGAUCUCAUCUUCAAAGAUGUCCUAGAGGCUUCUCUCGAGUCAAGAAAAAUGGAAGAGCACAAGAUUCCAAAAAAUUCCACUCCUUUCACUAGAAAGUCCUCCAGGUUCCAUGCACAAGAUGUCUCAGAAAGUUGUGGAGCUGGUAUUCAACACACCUCUUCAAACCACAGUAGAAGCAGAAAUGAAGGUGAUUGGAAGGUCCCCCAUGGUUCCUCUUUCACCAUGUCCAAAGAAAUUGGCCUGCUGGAAGAUGAAGGUGAAGAACCUUUGUCAUUCAAAGUGAACAGCCCCACUGAUCUGUCUCUGGCAUCCACUCAAGAUGAUGCCCUCGAGAUUCCAACAACCUCAUUGUGUCCCAACUGUAUACGGUUAAAAAAGAAGAUUCGCGAGUUGCAGGCUGAACUAAAUAUGCUAAGAUCGGGCAAGUUAACUGAGCCACCUCUACUACCUCCUCAGGUACCUGAGUACCAAGCAUUUUCAUACCCCACAGCUUCGGAAAGCAUCAUGUCUGUUCCCACCAUCAUGGAGGAUGAUGACCAGGAAGUGGAUUCAGCCGAUGAAUCAGUUUCUAAUGACAUGAUAACAGCCACAGAUGAGCCCUCCAAGAUGUCUGCUGUCACUAGGAGGAUCCGGCGCUUCAAGCAAGAGUGGCUAAAGAAGUUUUGGUUUCUGAGAUACUCCCCUACGUUGAAUGAAAUGUGGUGCCACGUCUGCCGGCAGUAUACGGUGCAAUCUUCUCGGACUUCAGCCUUCAUCAUUGGUUCUAAGCAGUUUAAGAUACACACGAUAAAACUUCAUAGCCAGAGCAACCUCCACAAGAAGUGCCUGCAGCUCUACAGGCUCAGGAUGCACCCAGAGAAGACAGAAGAGAUGUGCCGAAACAUGACGUUGCUCUUCAACACAGCCUACCAUUUAGCUACGGAAGGCCGGCCCUAUUGUGACUUUCGGCCACUUGCAGAACUACUGAGAAAGUGUGAACUCAAAGUGGUGGAUCAGUAUAUGAACGAGGGAGACUGUCAAAUCUUAAUCCACCAUAUCGCUCGAGCUCUUAGAGAGGAUCUCGUUGAACGGGUCCGGCAAUCUCCCUUCCUCAGCAUCAUUUUGGAUGGGCAGAGCGAUGAUUUACUUGCUGACACGGUUGCAGUUUAUGUACAGUAUAUCAGCAGUGAUGGGCCUCCAGCCACUGAAUUCCUCUCUCUCCAAGAGCUGGGCUUUUCUGCAACCGACAGUUACGUCCAAGCGUUAGACAGGGCCUUUUCCUCCCUGGGAAUAAGGCUGCAGGAUGAAAAGCCGAGUGUUGGUUUGGGAGUAGAUGGCGCUAACAUUACUGCCAGCCUUAGAGCUAACAUGUACAUGACAAUCAGAAAGACUCUGCCUUGGUUGCUCUGCUUACCCCUUAUGGUACACAAGCCACAUUUGGAAAUAUUGGAUGCAAUUAGUGGGAAAGAGCUUCCUUGCUUGGAGGAGCUGGAGAACAACCUGAAGCAGUUGCUCAGCUUUUACCGUUACUCCCCAAGGCUGAUGUGCGAGCUGAGGGUCACGGCAGCUACUCUCUGUGAAGAGACUGAGUUCUUGGGAGACAUUAGAGCAGUCAAAUGGAUAAUCGGGGAGCAAAAUGUACUCAAUGCUCUGAUCAAGGAUUACCUAGAAGUGGUGGCCCAUCUCAAAGACGUCAGUGGCCAAACACAAAGGGCGGAUGCGUCUGCUAUUGCCUUGGCUCUCCUGCAGUUCCUUAUGGACUACCAGUCAAUUAAGCUGAUAUACUUUCUGCUGGACGUAAUUGCUGUACUUUCACGCCUUGCCUUUGUCUUCCAAGGUGAAUACCUCCUUGUGUCACAAGUAGAUGACAAAAUUGAGGAGGCCAUCCAGGAGAUCAGCAGGCUGGCAGAUUCUCCUGGUGAAUAUCUCCAAGAAUUUGAGGAGAGCUUCCGUGAAAGCUUUAAUGGCGUUGCUGUAAAAAACCUACGGGUGGCCGAAGCCAAAUUCCAGUCAAUUCGAGAAAAGAUCUGCCAGAAGACCCAGGUGAUUCUUGCUCAAAGGUUCGAGUCCCGCAGCCGGGCGUUCGUGAAAGCAUGCCAGGUGUUUGACCUUGGAGCUUGGCCGAGAAGUGCAGAGGAACUGAUGAGCUAUGGUAGGGAAGACAUGAUGCAGAUCUUUGAGCAUCUGGAGGCCGUGCCAUCUUUUAGCACCGAGGUCGGCAGAGAGGGCAUGGACACCAGGGGGAGUUUGCUCAUGGAAUGGCGAGAACUCAAGGUGGAUUAUUAUACCAAAAAUGGUUUUAAAGAUUUAAUCAGCCACAUUUGUAAAUACAGGCAGAGGUUUCCCCUUUUAAAUAAAAUCAUCCAGAUCCUCAAAGUCCUUCCCACCUCCACAGCCUGCUGCGAAAAGGGACGCAACGCCCUUCAGAGAGUGCGCAAAAACAAUCGCUCGCGGCUCACUCUGGAACAGCUCAGUGAUCUUUUGACAAUUGCUGUCAAUGGGCCACCCAUUGCCAACUUCGAAGCCAAGAGGGCCCUCGAUAGUUGGUUCGAGGAGAAAUCUAGCAAUAGUUAUGCACUCUCUGCAGAAAUGCUGAGCAGGAUGUCCUCCCUGGAUCAGAAACCAGUGCUGCAGAGCAUGGACCAUGCAUCAGAAUUUUACCCGGAUAUUUAGAAAUGAAUGCCUCUCAUUUAGAAAGCUGUUGAAUCUUUUUUUAAAAAAUCAAUACUUUAAGCUUUGAUAUAUUAUAUGAAAUAUAUAUAUAUAUUAUAUAUAUAUGUAAGUAUGUAAACCCCACACUGAAAAUGUAAACUUAUUUGAUGGAAGCUAAGAGGAAUUUUUAAGAAUGAGACAACACUUAACAUUUACUGACAUCUUCAACCGUGGCAGCUGCAAUGUAGGUGGCAACAUUUCAUUUCUUCAGAAACAUAUGUUGGGGCCAUAGUCUGCAUUUUCAAACUGGUUGGAUUUAUAAGCUAGAUGUGGCAGGCCAAUGUCAUCCUACUUCUCACAAUGCGUGUGUGUGUGUGUGUGUGUGUGUGUGUGUGUGUGUGUGUGUCUUAUUCUUUGCUGUUUUCCCUUUGUUAGUCAGCCGUUGAGCCAUUUCAGCCCUUUGCUUAUGUCAUGGGGUUUUCUGAGCCCUGUACGUACCUCUCGGAAUUCCUUUCCGGCUCCCCAAUUUCAUCUAGGUUAGGGUGGAUUCUCACACAUUCUUCUGAUGGUCCAGUUAACCUUUUUGUUUCUGUCCAUUACUCCUUGAUGCCCCUUUCUCUGUAUCACACACCAAUGGGCAUUUUCAGCAAAAGGCAAAUCUCCUGUGAAAAUUCUGCUUACAAGUCAUAUAUCUUUCAAUAUUGGUCGCAUGUUCAGAUGGAAAUAGCUUAAUGCAGAAGACGGGGAAUUUUGUGGGGGGAGGGUUGUUUUAUGCAUUUAUAUUUUUAUAUAGUAGGGGAUAAGAAAAUUAAUUAAACUCUUUACUGAAAACCCGGGCUGCUGUGGAAGCUAGAUAGCCAAUGAGUCAAAUCCCAUAAUAGGGUAGAGGCUCCAGGGCUUAAAAAUAUAUGUAUGCUAAUUUUAUGUUAUUUAUACUCAGUCUUUAUAAUCAUGAAUGGGUUGUGUCUUCUGUUUGUUUGGGGUUUUUUUAAUAAGUGAAAGAAAUGCCUGCUAUUUUUCUGUGGCAGGGGAUAUCAAUGCAAGAUCCAUCUUUGGUUGUUAUCACAUGGCAAGGUCUUUUUAGAGGUUCACAUAUCUUCCUUUGCCUAAGGUUUAAAGUUCCACUGUAUGGCAAAAGAAAAAUGGGACAUUGUGCAUAUUCCUGUGAAAGGGAGCAUAGUCUGGCAGACAUGUGAAAACUGGGAUUUACAGCUGAAAUCAUAAAUGCAUUUGUGGAUCUCUCUGUCUCUCUCUCUCUCUCUGUCUCUCUCUCUCUCUCUCUCCAAUUAUUCAGGUUAAAUAAUCCCAAAUGAGCACAAAUCUCCACUGCUGUUGUGAACACGCCCUGCCAAAUAUGCCAGAGGGCAAUGCCAUGACAAUACUGGAUAAUCACAGGAAUAAAAGGAACCCCUUUUGCCUAGAAAAACUACUAGGAUGGCAUGUUUCCAGAGGGACUAACCUCAUGCCAGUCUGCAUUAUUUUGGAAAUACAGCAAUGUUGUCAGUUACACUGAACCUUUCCAUAUUCCCUUACUCCACCCCGUUUUUCCCCCUAUCCCUUCCUAUUGGUCUUGGUGCUAAGAUAUCUCUGGAACCGUUGCUGCUAGAUGAUAGCUUCUCAUUUAUAUGAAUAUAUAUAUUUUUAUUUUUAAACAGUAUGUUUUCAGUGAUAAUGUAGCAUGUUGUUAAAGCAGUCUCAUUUAGGGUAUAUCUGCACCGUUGUCCUUUGCUGCGCCUUUUUUCAUUUCAGUUCAUCCUUCAUUGUCCCAGUAGUAAUCUUAGCAUUGUUCUUAUACAUAUGUGAUUCUUAUUUUCAGGACUCAAGGCUCUUUAAAAAACAACAACACCACAAACACUCACAGUAACUCUGAUGUGGUGUGCAAAGGAAGUAGGAAUGGAGGCACAGUGCCUUGGUGACUACUCCAUGGGAUUGUAAAGUAGCUGGAGUUGUCAAGGUAACUCAUUCUGGCCACCUCCAUACAAAAAGAGGAGGGGGAAAUAGCUGGAGAAAAUAGUGUGUUGUCUAUAAUAAAUGUACAACAUUAGCAUAAGAACCUUAUUAAAAAGAAAUGUGAUGAGGUAAAGGAGGGAUGACUGUGGUGGUGGGUGGGGAAGGUAGGUUGUGUAACAUAGCAAAUAUUUGUCCAGCUCAAUCGCACAGAACUUACUAUUUUAUAAAGCGAUUCUGAUUUCCAUGCAGCGAGGAGACAGGACAGAGGAAGCGGAAGACUUCCUGUGACAAUCAGUGACAGGAAACAGUAUGAGGUGCAGAUUGCACCAACUCCUUGUACAAAAAGAAAAACUGGUGCAGAUAUACCUUUAGUCACUUCCACUGCCCAGGGUUCAUGCACUGCCUUCUCACUCCUCCCACCACCUGCCCUACAUGCCCACCGUGAAAAAGCACAGAGAUCUGUGCCUUGUCUGUUUUCCAGUAGUCUUUCUCUCAACUUUGCAAGCAGUGUUUUAUGUUGGCCUUCAAAAAUGUAUUUUCCCCAGUAUCACCCACUUUGGGUUGAUGAUGGGGAAAGAGAUUGAUGCAGAGAGAAGGAAGCUGCUUUAGGAAAACUUAAGGCUGCUUAGUUUUGACCAUUUGUGAGUGUAUUUAUCGCACUAUGAGUAUCAACAGAGCUAUAAUAACUAAUGUAGAAUAUGUUUACGGGCCUGUACCAUAACAUUUUUCUAAGCAUGGCAACUACUGUUGUGAUUCACAGAGCACUGAUGUGACCAAAGGCAACUGCAUACCAUAGGCAUUAAGAGAAUAGCAUUAGCAAUAACAUUUUGCACCACUAAGGAGACUCCAUUCACCAGUGAUAAUUACUCCAAGUCAGCUGUUACCAUUCGCUGAAACAAGAGUUUGCUGUUUAUGCAGCAAAAAAUACAAAAUAAAAAUGGGUCACUUCUACUAUUUCCUUAUCAUCAAAGUUUUUUGGUCAUUUUAUAGGCCCUGAAAAUUAUCUGUUACAGUCACUCUCGUUCCCAUACAACCUGGUUAAAUAAAAUGUUUUAACUGGCUGAUUUUGAAAAAGUUCAAAAUAAAUAAGAAAGCACCUGGUAGAAAUAGUGAUAUACAUGGAUAAAGAUCAUUUGCAGGAUUUAGAAGGUGAUUUAUGCUUUGCAGUGUUCUCUUUCUAUGACUGGGUUCACACAACACACUAACCCAUCAUGGGUUAUCAUGUUGUUUGAAUGCAGUGCGUUUUCCAUAUGGUGGCUUGUUAACCAUGCAGUGAAGUUUAUUUUUCUUGAACAAGCCAUCUUGUUCAGAAGACACCAGGCGUUAACCACGGUGAAUAAGGCAAAAGCUUUAUUCACUGUAGUUAAAUCCAUGAUUUAAGAUGUCUUCAGAAUGGGGCCCUUGAGAGUCCAUGGCUUGUUGCUGGGUUGUUUAGAGUGGUUAAAAAGUCACACUGUGAGGUUAACAAGCAACCCUGCAGAAAUCACAUGGCAUUCAGACAACAUGAUAACCCACCUUGCGGGAAAAGCACUGUGUUUGAGCAUGCAAUAACCCACUCUGUGCUGUGUUCAGACAAAACGGUUGUUGUUCAACAACAACCCACAUUUGGGUGGGUUAGCUUGUUGUGUGAACCCAGACUAUAUGUGUUAGUGUUAUUGCAGAGUGAAUAGACUGCAUAGUCAAUCAUUCCAAAUCACAGUUUACAAUAAAGAAGAGACAUUUCUGAAAAAUCCACAUACAAUUUUUGAAACUAUGCCCCCACACAAAAACUAUGUAAUUUGCAUUUUACUUUGCCUCUUCAUUAUUCUGAACAAGAAUGGUUUUGCUAGAAUAUAGGUUAUCCUUAAACUCUGCCAAGAGAGUAAGAUGCUACUCAAUGUUCAUGAGCCCAUCUGAAUUUUGCCCCUUCUACAGUCAGUAUUUAUCUUUGCUAAAGACAAAGACAGGACAGCAAUUCUUGAAUCAGAUUUAGGCACAGAUCAUAAUGGGUUGCAGAAGGCAUAAAAUUAAAUCAUCUAUAGAAUCGGUAUGCAAUGUUCUAUAUGCAAAUGCCCCAAAAGGAAGAUUCGCAAUGACCAGAAUGCUAAGAAGAGGGAAGUACUUAAUAUAAGCUUCUCUGAAAGCUUUCCCUUCUCCCAUUUUAGGUUUUUCACAGCAGUCUGUGUAUGUUUGAAAAUUUGGCCAUGCUGUAACUAAGUCAGGGCACAAUCCAACUAAAUUAAGCAAUUUUAAGUGUUCUUGGUUUCAGUAGAAGCAAUCAUGUGCUUAUUUCACUCACAUUAAAAUUAGUGGUGCUUAACCUUAGCUGGAUCAUACUUUUACGUUUUCUGGCAAUUAAAAGAAAAAAAUUCUACUCUUGUGUAAAUACUUAAUGUAGUUUGGUCAAAAGUAGUCUGAAAUCUUCUAGGAGUCAGUUUACAUUUACAGUCUUAUCUCCGAUGUUACAAAAAUGUGAUGAGUAGCUGGGCUCCAGAAUUUCCCCACUAUAUAAUCUACCAUUUAGAGUCCCACGUUCUCAACCUUUGAUGGAAAUGUAUGCAAUAUUCCAUUUUUUAAGUUAUAUUAGUGGCAAAUUACAUCCGUUAAAUAUGCCAGUAUCAUUAAGCUCCUGAAACCAUUUUACGCCUGGUGACAGUGUUGCUUAUUUUAAUUAAAUAAAAAGAUAAGAAAUUCCUAGAAUAAAAUCCUAGCUAUGUUGAAAAUCAUUCCACUUAAGUGAAGCCAUAAUUUUCACAUCUAGUGUUCGCUAGGAGCACAGUUAGUUGCUUAGCCAGUUGCCUAGAAUCCAACCCAUAACACUAUGCAAAAUGGUAUGCAUCUGUCUCAUGCUGUAACUGAAAGAAAUCAUUUGAUAAAUGUUCUAAUGGACAAGAAUAGCAUAAGGAGUUAGUGAGCCUAUGAUCAAAUGAAACGUAUUUAGGGGAUCACAUCUUUUUGAUCAUAUAAUGACCUCCAGAGACAUGAAUGUCUACAGCCAGGUGUAUAAGAAUGCUGGAUGAGAAUUAGAGUUAAAAACAUUGUAUUGCUGGGUAAAUCAGAGUUGUGAAUCACAUUUUGGGGGGAGUGGGGCUUUCAGUAAUUGUGUUGAAUCAGACCUUUGCCUAAGCUAACUUAUGUUCUAGCUAUCUGUUUGGUCACAGUCUCGAAUCAGACCAAACUAAAGAGAGGCUGGGGUGGGGGAAUGUAAUGAAAAAUAGAAGACACUAGAGGGCAUCAGUCAUUAAAAUGUUUGUCGAUGCCUAGGGCUGGGCAGCAGAAGAGCAAAGAGAAGCACUCCUAUGCUUGCUGGCAAUCGCUUGGAUGGUACUUAUUCAGAAUCCCUUGUACAGGUUUCUCCUGCAGUGAGGAGGAGAUAAAAGGGGUCAAGCUCAAAAGUAUCCAGACCUGGGAAACCAAAUGAAUCAGGCAUCCUGUUGCAUACAGGCAAGAGGUUAUCGUUAUGAAUGUGUGAUCUCUUACAUCUCUAAGUGAUAAAAGAGGUACCGUUGGUAAUCCAAUGUUUCUAUCCCGCUCACCAUCUGACUUUGAUUAAUCUGUGCAUAUCUAUCUCCACCCCUUGACUUCCUAUGGAGACUUUUAACUCGAAUGGGAUCUGAGUGCAGAUUUCCCAGCUCUCUUUUAACUCAGGCUCUUCUACAGGUGUAUGCUUCUGUUUGACAGAAGCGUACUAAGCACACGCUGACGUUACCUUUCAUGCCACCUGCCAGUGGUUCAUGAGAGCCAGUUCCUAUGGCCAGCAAAGCAAACACAACAGGGAUUACAGUCACAAAACAGGAAAACAAUGCUCUUCCAACAUCAGCAAACGAGAAUGCAAGCAUGUGCUCUUACAUCAAGCAUUGGAGCUGAUCUUUGCGUUGAUUGUACCUGCUGCUUGCACUUUUGCUGAUAUGGGUUCCCAACUACCAUUCAAAUAUUUUGAUCCCACAGCAUAAAUGUCCCCACCAAGCGGUGUUUUGACUAAUGUUGUUUCUACUAAUAAGCUGGGGCUUACAUUGGUGUAGCGAAGAGCUGGGUCGCCUAUAGGUUUAGUCAGAAUCCCUCAACUCAAAACAACCAAAACAUCUCUUAAUCAGUAUUAACACGGUACUCUGUCCCCCAGCCAUUGGACUCUGGUAAUAUCUAUGCAAUUCCUGUCUCACUUUGGUGGCAAAUAAAAUGACUCCGCAUGAAACCUGGUUUAUGUACGCAAUAUCUACUUGUGUAAGGUGCAAUCUAAAGAAAUCAGUGGGACUUAAGCCUCGAAAAUCCUGUUACUUACAGUGGGAAUUCAGCACACACAACUGUCUCUGGAUUGCACUCAUUGGGUCAGAUCCAGCUAAAGUCAAGCACUUUAAAGCCCCAUUGAUUUCAAUGGGACAGAGAGUUGAGCACUCGCUCAAUUCUCCCAUUGAAAUCAGUGGAACAAAAGACUUUAACUUUGGCUAGACUAUGCCCAUAGUCUCUAUAUGGCAUGUCAACAUGUAAUAAUCCAUAUACACACAAUGUAAAAAAAAAUAUGUAUCCACAUGCCUAUAUAUCACUAUAUAAAGAAAAGACUAUAUAUUUAUAUAUUUCUAUGUUUUCAAUAGAUAUAAAUAUGAAAUUGAGAGAGAACUGGCUGCUGUGGUGCAAAGGCAGGCCCUUGUGUUGAUGUGAGAGGCAUACAGCCCUAAAGAAAACAAGUCCUCCGGUCUUUUAGUAAGGUUAGAAGUGUGGCUUUUAGUCUUACCCUGAGGUCUGCCUAGAGAGAGGGUGAGAACUAUCUAGUGAAAAGUAUUUUGCUAUGGCUAGGAAAGGGAAUGCUUCUACUGGCAUGGAUGAUAAUGUGUUAAAAUAAAGACUGUGUCACUAUAGUGGAACCAUCUUGUGGUGGAUGAGGCUGAAUACUAAACUGUUGGUGUUACAUAGACUGUAGUGUCUGUGUUCCCACUUCAACUUAUAUCCACACCAUCUGUGCACUUUCCCCCUCUGCUUGUCUUGACUUAAGGACUGCAGAUUGAAUACAACUUGUGUUCUGGCCUGGUUGUUGUGGCUUGGUUGACAGCAAAGCAAAAUAGGUCUGAUCCACUUGGGAGUGCACUCCGGGCAUUCAGUGGUGUGGGGGCAUAUCUCAUCGAUUUCAGAGGCACUUGCGCUCAUGCAAUGAGUUGUAGGAGUGCAGCGUUUGUUUGUAGGUGGAACACAGGACUUGAAGAUGAGGGCGAGAAUGGUAUAUGGACAGGGAUGUAGCAUAGGAAUAAAGCUCUGAGUGCAAUGUUUAAUCAGUGAAUGUAUUUAGCUGGGGAGUUUUGCCACUGGUGUUCCCCGUCCAUGCAGUUGCAUUGCUGUUCCUUAGCUACUACCAUCCUGUUUGGUUACCUUUCAAGGAGCAGCUACUUUUUCAUUGUUAACUGAGCAAACCAGCUGACCGGCUAAAUGGCUGUCAGGGUGGAUAGUGGGCUUGUAAUCAUCACACAGAUAAUACUGUAUCCUGAAUGGAUUUCCAUAGUCUUGGCUUGAGGCAUUAUGACUGAACCACUCCAUCAAGAUAAUGUUAAUGUGAUUAUAUCCUUUGAAUAUGAAUGGCAGAUUCAUGCUUUCAUUACAGAUCCAAGCCACAGUUUUCACUGCUGGUCCUUUAUGAAAUUUGUGCUGACAGGUCUUUGAGCUGGACAAGGCCUUUCUUUGCUCGGAUUUAAACAAAGCCAUUCAGAUUCUGCAGCUGGAAAUUAUUUUGUGCUCGUAAAA
Molecule: messenger RNA, 11392 nt
Organism: Elgaria multicarinata webbii
Lineage: Eukaryota; Metazoa; Chordata; Lepidosauria; Squamata; Anguidae
Gene: PRDM11
Product: PR/SET domain 11
Exons: 8
Coding region: 227-3757 (1176 amino acids)
Molecular function (GO): protein binding
Source: RefSeq, a predicted model, not a curated record